UGUGUUUCUUACAGAAGACUGAGUUUCAUGGUUGCAGGGCAUAUUUCAUGCUCAUCUUUGUGUACACCAUAGGUGCUCAAUAAACAUGUAUCAGAGAACAGGGAUGAUUUUUAUUGAGCACGUACUGUGGGCUCUGCACUAUUUAUGCGCACGUACAUAUAAGGCUACAAAAUCAAAAAGCCAAAAGGAGCAUACGUUUUACAAGCUGGAGUAGAUGCCAGCGGAUGCAUUUGGAGCCUGAAAGCUUUUGUGCCGUCUGUUCCCAUGCUGCCAGAACUCCGGAACUGAGGCUGUCAUCCCGUAUCUCCCCAGACCUGCUGAAACUCAGCCUGCUGGGACGAGUCUGCUUCCCCCCCUCCUGUUUCUGCCAUGGAAGUGUGUGGACAGCCCUGUUGACGAUGACAUGUGACACCAUUGGCUUUCCCUGGCAGUCACACCCCCUGACCCACGGCCUGCCAGCUUGGCACGUGCCUCUCCGUUCUCGAUGUUCCUGACCCCCAUGGAUCCACGACCGUAGCCAUGGCCACGCGGGUGGAGGUGGGCUCCAUAACGCCCUUGACGGCGGUGCCGGGCCUGGGUGAGAUUGGCAAGGAGGACACCUUGACGAGGACCUACUUCCUCCAGGCUGGCGAUGCCUCUGGGGCUCCCCCAGCACGGAUCUUGGAGGCGAAGAGCCCCCUGCGGAGCCCGGCCCGCUUACUCCCUCUGCCAAGGCUCGCCCCCAAACCUUUCUCGAAGGAGCAGGACGUGAAGUCGCCUGUCCCAUCUCCGCGGCCCGGUUCGACCGGACCUUCUCCCUCUGGGGGGCCCCCUGAGGAGCCCGCAGCAAAGGACCCGGACAAGAGGAUGCCCGGCUGGGUGGGGCAGGAGGUGGGCAGCGGGGAGGGCCUGAGGGCAGGCUCGUCCCUCUUCCACAAGGCUGCGUUCCUGCGGCCCAGCUCCAACACCAUGAUUCUCUUCGAAACCACAAAAGGCGGCCCCACGCUGGGGAAGGCGGGCAGCGAGGGGGCCGAGGAGGCCAAGCCGGGUGUGACCGGCUCGCGGCCUGAGGUGGCCGCCAAGCCCGCCCUGCCCACCCGAAAGCCUGCGGGGACCCUUCCCCGGUCAGCGCCCCCGUCACGGGACACAAAGCCGCCUAUACCCCAAGAGGAGGCAGGCCAAGACCAGCCUCCCUCAAAGGCCAGCAGUGUGGAGGACACGGCACGCCCCACGGUGGAGCCCAGGCCUCGCCUGAAGAGAAGGCCCGUGUCCGCCAUUUUCACCGAGUCCAUUCAGCCUCAGAAGCCAGGCCCCAGCGCGGUGGCCACCGUGGGCAAAGUGCCCCCCACCCCUCCCGAGAAGACGUGGGUGAGGAAGCCCAGGCCCUUGUCCAUGGACCUCACGGCCCGCUUUGAGAACAGAGAGGCCUUGCUGAGGAAGGUGGCCGAUGAGGGAAGUGUCCCCACAGCCGGGGACACGGCUGGGCUGGACAGGCCCAGAGCAGAGGGCAAGCCGGACCAGGAGUGUCUAGUCAAGGCGGAGGCUCCUCUUCGUGAUCCUGAUUCGGACUUCCUGGAGGUGGCCAAGAAAAUCCGUGAACGGAAGGAGAAGAUGCUUUUGAAGCAGGAGAUGGGCAGUCCCAGAGCCCCGGGGGGCUCAGCCAGGGUCACCCCCAGCAAUGACCAGCGUCCCUGGGAAGAAAAGGCCAAGAUGGACCUGGAGCCAGAGAAGGCUGCUGAGUCCCCCUCGCCCAGGCUGGGAAGGGGCCUAGAACGCGCUGAGGUUAAGAGCAGGGCGGACGACGGGGAGGCCGGGGGCGAGUGGGUCUCCAGGGGGAGUGUCAGGAAGUGCAUCAGCCUGUUUCGGGAGGACAGCGCCUUGGCCUUGGCAGUGGGGUCCGAACCCCCUCUGGCUACCCCUGCGUCCCCAUCAGUGGCACCAGAGACGGAGAAGGGGGUUGUGAGCGUCCAGGAGCGGAUCAAAGGCUGGGCUGCCGAGGGCUCCGAGGCCAGGCCCGAGGUCAGGAGGAGGACAUUCCAGGCUCGGCCGCUGUCGGCGGAUUUGACCAAAUUGUUUUCAAGUUCAGCUUCAAGCAACGAAGUCAAAUAUGAGAAGUGUGCUGAGCUGAGCGGGGAGCUUCCUAAGGAACCGAGAGAAAAGCAAAAGGAGGGGCAUGGUUUGGAUAAAACCUGCACCCCAAGAAGCCCCUGGAAGUCUGGGACCCUCCAAGAGAAGUCCAGGCGGACGGAGCAGACGGUUAGCUCUAACCAAGACCCUGACAGCCGUCACGGUAAAAGCUCAGUGGAGGCCCCGUGCCCUUCUGACAUCACUCGGGAAGAUGACCGGAGCUUCCAGACUGUGCGGGCCACCAUGUUUGAGCACCAUGUGGAGAGACACACGGUGGCUGAGCAGUCCGGACGUGGUCUUUCCACACCCCCUGGUGACAUGGCCGAUGCCCGUGUCUCAGAACCCAGGCCGAGGCCUGAGAUGGGCUCUUGGCUGGCCAGGGACCCACCAGACGUGACAAAACUCAACAAAGAGAACUCCAGGGGGUGUGACCAUCCUGAGACGGAGAAAUUGGGAAGAACCGCCCUUUUGAACGGUGAACUCAGACCGUAUCACACGCCUCUCCAGGAAAAAUACCUUUUGGCUGAAAGACUCAGUAAUAACCCCUUGGACAACACUCCCACUUCCCAGAGGGUUCAGCCCAGGUAUGACGUUGUGCAUGCAGUGGGGGAGCGUGUGCACAGCGAGCCCGUCUCACCCGCGCCGGAGGAGAAGGCGGUCACGCUCCGCAGCCGCAGAUCCUGGCUGAAGGACAGGCAGCUGUCCCAGGAGGUCACCCCUACUGACCUGGAGUAUGGUCUGGAAGGUCAGGCAGGGUCCGUCCAAAGGGCCAGUUUGAUUUGGGAAGCUCGAGGGAUGCCUGAGGCCAGUGGGUCGAAGUCACCCAAAUGGAUAGGCGGGGUGGUGGUGAGCUCACACAAGGCCACCGCAGUGGGUGGCGAAGAGCACUGUGCUCCCGGCACCACCCCCGGCAGGGCCUUCAAGGCUGCCGUCUGGGAAACCCAGCAUGAGAGGCCAGAAGGGGCCAGAAGCAAGCCAGGGGCCGGAGCAAGGGGUCCACCCCAGGGAUGCCCCCUGGAUCCUCCUUCCAGGGCAACGAAUGGGCCUUCUGACUCCCAAGCACGAACACAUCCAGAUGCAUUUUCUGUGCAGAAAGUGCCCUUUGUUGUGGCUGCCAGGGAGGGUGAUCUAGGGCCAGCCUGGGUGCCGCAGCCUGCAGUCAAAAUGCGGAAAGCCAGCCCCACGGACCAGAGAAUGGACAGAUGGCGGCGGCGGACUUUACCCCACAACGUGAAGUUUGACACGUUCAGUUCUCUGGUUCCAGAGAACUCUUCACAGGUGGGCCACAGACAGACAGAAUAUGUGAGCCCCACAGCCAGUGCCUUAAGAAAACCUCAGCUAUCCCACUCCAGGGUGGAGACCCAGGAGGUGAGCCCAGGCGCUUCAUGGGACCAGACCUCCCCAGCAGCGAAGCAAGGGUCACCUGUGGAACCCAAGGCGACAUUUUUUGCAGUCACCUAUCAGAUUCCCACUACUCAAAAGGCAAAGGGCGUGGUUCUGUCAGGGGCUGAAAACUUGCUGGAACAUUCUAGAAAAAUCACUCCACCCUCUUCUCCUCAUUCUUUAACAUCCACUUUGGUUUCUCUUGGCCAUGAAGAGGCACUGGAGAUGGCAGGUAGUCAAAUGUGGAUGAAGGGACGAGGGCAUGAAAAUGCAAGCGUUUCAAAAACUCUGAAGCCAACAGACCGUCCAUUAUCUCUUGGGGCCAGGAUUCUGGACCCUUUCAGUGGAAGAAUCAUUGAUGUGGAUGCCUUACGGAGUCAUUGGGGAUCCGAAGACAGUCCUCAUCUUCAGAACGAUCGCAAGGAAAGUGGGAACAAGGUGUCCCCCAGCGGCGAAACUCCCCAAACCACCCCGACUCUGAGGAGUCGUCCAAAGGAUCUCCCUGUGGGAAGGAAGACUGAUGUGAUCAGUGAGACGUUCCCAGGUAAAAUCAGAGAAGGCUACAGAUCCAGCGUUCUUGACAUUGAUGCCCUGAUGGCUGAGUACCAGGAGCUGUCGCCGAAAGUCCCCAGGGAGGCUCAGGAGAGGAGGAGGAGUCCCACGGCAGAGUCCAGCACGUUGCCUCGGGGGAGGCCAGGCCAGCCAGGCAGGGUGGAGCAGAGAAGGAGGAGCCUGAAGGAGGUGCCUGAUGCUGGGGGUCUCUGGAAACCGGCCAGCUCUGCCGAAAUCAACCACAGUUUUACUCCUGGCCCAGGCAGGCAGCUGGCAGAGACCCUAGAAGCAGCCAUAGGCACCAAAUCUAGCUCUCCCUUCUGGGCUCUGCCACACUCGGCUCCUUCUGAAAAGUAUCCAGGGGUCUCUCCUGUCUCUGUGGAUCCCAGGAAAAAAACCUUGGGGUUUGCUGAGGAUGACAGAAAGGCCUUUGCCAGUAAAUACCACGUUGCAAAGUAUCAGAAUUACCUGGCUGAGUCAAAGCCCUCCGGUUGGGAGGAUCCAAGCAGUGGGGUCAGGGUGUCGCCCAAAUCACCCCCCACUGACCAGAAGAAAGGGACCCCAAGAAAAUCCACCAGGCAGGGAGAGGAGGGCAGUAUGGCCCAUUGGGGUGACCACCCACGUGACUGUGGAUGGGGGCCGCUGGAUAUCAAGAGGGCCUACUCGGAGAAGGGGCCCCCCGCCAACAUCCGAGAGGGCCUGUCCAUCAUGCACGAAGCCAGGGAGAGGAGGCGAGAGCAGCCCAGAGGGAGGCCCAGCCUUACUGGAGAGAAUUCGGAGGCCAAAAUGGGACCCUGUUGGUGGGAGUCAGGGACUCGAGACGGUCAGAAGGUGCUGCCACGAGACCUGGAGAAGGGGGAUGCCCCCCAGGAGAAGGAGCGGCUGCUCCAGCAGAUGUCCCCUGUGACCUUAGUCCCCCGGAGAAGCCACAGCUUCUCCAAGGACAGGAGGGGCGGACCCUUUGUGGACCAGCUGAAGCAGUGUUUCUCCCGGAGGCCCGCUGAAGCCAAGGACACUGAUACCCUCGUGCACGAAGCCGACAGCCAGUAUGGGACGUGGACAGAGCAGCGCCAGAGCGGGGAGAGCUUGGCCACUGAGUCCCCAGAUAGCAGUGCCACAUCAACCAGGAAACAGCCCCCCAGCAGCCGCUUGUCCUCCCUGUCCUCCCAAACGGAGCCCACCUCGGCCGGGGACCAGUAUGACUGCUCCAGGGAGCAGCGGAGCACCAGCGUGGACCGCUCCAGCACCGACCUGGAAUCCACCGACGGGAUGGAGGGGCUGCCCCCACCGGAUGCCUGCCCUUCAAAGAGAGUGGAUGACUUCUCUUUCAUUGAUCAAACCUCAGUCCUUGACUCAAGUGCCCUCAAGACCCGGGUGCAGCUCAGCAAGAGAAGCCGCCGCCGGGCCCCCAUCUCCCACUCCCUCCGGCGCAGCCGAUUCAGUGAGUCUGAGAGCCGAUCGCCUUUGGAGGAUGAGACUGACAACAUGUGGAUGUUCAAAGACUCAACAGAAGAGAAAUCACCCAGGAAGGAAGACUCAGAUGAGGAGGAGACGCCAUCCAAGGCUGAGAGGACCCCCGUCGGCCAUCCUCAGAGGAUGCCCGCGUUUCCAGGCAUGGAUCCGGCAGUGCUGAAGGCUCAACUGCACAAGAGGCCAGAGGUGGACAGUCCCGGCGAGACCCCCAGCUGGGCACCCCAGCCCAAGACCCCCAAGUCCCCCUUCCAGCCUGGGGCGCUGGGCAGUCGUGUGCUGCCUUCCAGCAUGGACAAGGACGAGAGGUCAGAUGAACCCUCUCCCCAGUGGCUAAAGGAACUGAAAUCCAAGAAGAGGCAAAGUCUUUAUGAGAACCAAGUUUGACCAGGCUUCUAGGGGUAACUUUAUUGGAGAAUAUCCAGCAAGGUUUUCAGGCCUGAUGGUAGAGAGAAAUGGAGCCGAAUGUUCCCACCGCUGACACCAGGACUGUCCCUUACUCUCCAGCCAGGGAACACCACAUCUACUUAACAGAAGCCUUAACCGUCAGAACCCGCAGACAAGGCCAAGCUGCUGCCGUUUCUUCCUGCACAAUGCUUACGUGCCUGGGCCCUUCCCGUUGGAUUGAGAACGCUGUCCAGUGAUGCUGUCCUCGCCAGGCUCUCCCUGGAUCCAGAUGGGAAGACCCAACCUCCAGGAGCACUCGCUCAUCUCCCCAGACAGCACUUCAGGCUGGGAAAGGAGCCAGGCUGCCCAGAAAUGUCCAUGUGGGUGGUUUUGCUUUUUACGUAAAAAUCUGCAUUUCCACCUACUUUAGACAUCUUCAACAGCUCCAAGAGCGUCAGCGUGAGGCUGGGAUGUCUCCUCAGAUUCUGAAAAACACCUGAUUUUGUGAAAGCACCGCCUCACCUGACCCCAGGGCAGGCCUUUUUUUGGAUGGACGUUUCCAAGGAAGAUCAAACUGUUCAUUUCCAGCUGUAGUCUUGGUGCAAGGCAUUACCACUGGGUUGGGGGUGUUGUUUGUUUUUUUUUUGGUGAGUUCCUUCUUCCCUUCGAGGAAUCGGCAGCUCCAGUUUUUAAAUGUACUCUCCCUGAUCCUUUGAAGCGUAUUUCUCUUUCUAGUUGGGGCUGUAUAAUUGUUUGUCAUUUUUGUUUGCUUUAGAAGGUGAUAAAGCAAUAAUUCAGCCAAUUUUCUUUGAAACUUGAUAUGUAUAUAUGUGUUUAUGUUAAAGGACGGGAGGAAAGGUGUGUGAGUAAUUGGUUCUGAAGUAUCCAGUCACCUCAGGUUACCUUAUCGCUAUCCAAGCUGUUUAGAAGUUGUGUCACUAUUGUAUAUAUUUCCUUAGCUUAUUUUCGUUUGAGCUCUGAUUUCUGUAGGAUGACCUUUGUCCCUUGACCCUAAGGGUUCAUAAACUGCAGCCCACGUGGUGGUGCCUUUGUCAUUGAAUCAUCAGACCUGCCCUAAGAAUCUUUUUCUCCAGAGUCUUCUUGGAACAUGACCUGGGCUGCUGGCAUGGAGGAGCUGUUCCGAACUGGCCUCAGAACAAAUGGAGGAAUGAAGGGUACUUCUUGCUUUUGCUCACCUCUUUUUCCCCCAUCUAACUCCACCUGACCAAGUGCUUUUUUUGGUUCAAAUGCAGGUCUUGCUGAAAGCCCUUCUCUGGAGGGGAGCUCCGCAGCCAAAGACUCUGGACAGAAGUGCUGGUUGCUAGGUGACAAAGCAUAGCCUCCUUUUUUCUUGCUAGCUAUCAGCUCAUUCUGGGGAAUCCUUAAAACCUCUGAGGGCUCCAGACACUCUCUACCUUGUCUUUGUUUUGGAAAUGCCCAACACCAGCCUCUUCCACUUCUGAGUCCUAAGGCUGUAGCAGACACCCUAGAUGUGCUUGGCUGGCUGCCUGCCAUGCCUGGAGUUGCCAUAGUCUGUGUGCCAACCUUGCCUGGGAGAUACCUGUCAUGAGGUGCUUGGGCAGUUCAUAGAGAGCCUGAGACAUAUGGGGUGGAAUUUCCUAAUGGAUCCACGCACAGCACUGGCUAGAUAGGGAAGCGGAAGGCAUGUGUGCCCUCCACUCCCUCCCAACAGUUUCCCAAGAGGUCAGUCUUUCUCGAUAAAUCCAUUAUUUGCAAAUGCUGUCAAAACAUGCUUCCUUUCUCCCUGGCUACUUCUCAAGAGUUCAUUUGGCUCUCCAUCUCAGCUUCCUCCCUCAUCUCCCUUUACCCCUCUUCUCUCUCUUAGUGGAUGGAUGGGCGUGGAUAGAAAUCCCCUGUUUCUCUAGGUUAAGACAAACACCUGGGCCCUGGUGAGGGGCUUGCAGUUCAGCACCAGGGACAGCAACCGCAGGACUGUGAGGUGGGAGCCCACCAUGUGUCCUGUUCCCUGAGAUUUGGCUACUGAUGAGCAAUUGCUAGACCAUGUCACCCACCCAGCCUUUUACAUUUGGGAGCCUCAUGCAUCUGGGUUUGUGAGUUUGGCCCUGCUCAAUGAUUGUUUGUUUUCUCUUAAUUCCUGUAACUGCUUUAGUUGAUUUCUUUUUUAAAGAUCCAGUUUAUAUUUUAUAAUAAUUUUGAUGUUAUGACUUUCCAAGUCAAUAGGAUCCCCUUUAAAAUACAUUCCUCGUGUUUUGUUUUGUUUUUCUGAGACCAGAUCUUGCUCUGUUGCUCAUGCUGGAGUGGAGUGGCACGAUCAUAGCUCACUGCAGCCUCUAACACCUGGACUUCAGUGAUUCUCCCUCCUCAGCCUCCCAAGUAGCUGGGACUACAGGUGUAUGCUACCACAACCAGCUAAUUUUUAAAAUUUUUGUAGAGACAAGGGUCUCACCCUGUUGCCCAGGCUGGUCCCGAACUUCUGGGCUCAAGUAUUUCUCCCCCUCAGCCUCCUAAAAUGCUGGGAUUACAGACAUGAGCCACUGCAGCUGGCCUAAAACAUACUCCUCACCUUUUGUUCCUGACUUCUGAUCUUGGCCGCUGUCUGUCUUUCCUUCAGGUGGAAAGGACCCUCGGUACCAUCUCAAGCAGUAGGAAAGGACUUGCUCUUGCAUAUAUUGAUGCUCACCAUGCAAAACUCUCAGUUCUUCAUUAGUCAUGUCUCAGCUCAAGGAUAUCAGAUACAUCUCAGCAACAAGGAUAUCAAUUGCUAAGGAAUGAAACACACUUGAAAAUGAGAUUGACCUGGAAAUUUUUCCCCCAAUCUCUUAUACCUUAAUUGGGAAAAAAAAAAUCUGUUUAAUUCUAUUUUAAUUAGGACAUACAGAGUUGACCCUCCUUGAAAGUGAGUAGGGCAAGCCCUGAAGAUCUUCCUCACCUCCAUUUGCUUUUCUAUAACCUUGUCUCCACCAGCACCACAGGGCAGACAAUCGCAGUGGGUCCAGGGCGACCUUCUUUCAUGCAGGCUCCGCCAUGAUCUCUGAGUCCUACUUACGAUCCAUGCAAUGAAGUUAGAAGUAACUGAUAGCCUUUGCAGAUAGCUGGGCAAAUGGGUGAUUUAAUUCUCAUUCUAAAUGGAGGGGGCUCUCUUUGAGGCUAAGCAAGGGGGUGUUGUACGCUAGUUUCUAGACUUUGCCUGGAGCCCCCUUUGGAAAUCUGUCUUCUUUUCAAACUCAAUAUGCCUUAAUCAUCUGUGUGCCAUCGAGUCAUCCAGCCCUCCUCCCCUGGGGCUUUGGCUGUCCUCAAUGAGAGUCUCAUGCAGAAUGGAAAGUCCUCUAUAUGUAUAAUCUUUUUCCUCCCUCGUUUCUCUUCUCCUCACCUCCCUUUGCACGUCAGCAUUUUGACAGCUGGUCUUUUGAGAAGCCUGUAUCUUUUUCUUCUCCAGUAGAUACGCUUCUUCAUGGUCCUUUGCCCAAUGAAACAGAGGCCUUUGGCCUUUGAAAACCCAUGACAAGGCCUCAGAAAUCAGUGUUGUGGAGGAUUACUCCCUGCCACCAGAGAAACUCUGGUGAAAGAGAAACCUUGUGGUGUUGAGGAUGUUGGGAUUUUGAGUGAACCUGACCAGAUAGCCUCAGGUUGUCUAGGAUUCAGGGAAAGGACAAUCAGACCAUGGUGUUUUCCAGGGGGACAUGCCAAAUCACGUGGUUUCAGACAAUGGCGUUUUCCUUUGUGCCUCCCUGGAGGGGUGGUCCCCUUAAGGGCAUCGCUAAGAAGCCAGAACAGAAAGGCUGGGCAAGGGAUUUGGAAAGACCCUUAGUGUGAUUUUCCUAAGAGAGACCUCAGCUGCUCUGACCUGGUGCUGAUAGCUGCUUUGUCGGUCUGUGCUUUCAAAUUUUCUUUACAAUAUGCCCCCAGAUGGCUUCUGGAACUAGUCAUAAUUGCAAACUGUAAAAAUCCCUCCUCCCCAGUUUAGAUAUUGAAACCAGAGUAAGUGAUAGGAAGACAUUCUGUGUUCUCUGAAUGUGCCUUCCCCCUCACCAUGUGUCAAAACCCAAAAGCUGAAGAUCCACGGCAUCAUGAUUCCAUGGGACUGGGGGGAGGGGAACCUACUCCACUUCUAGAGGGGGAUCUGCUUCGGGCUCAGUUCCCUUAGCGAGUGGGGGACCCUUGCUGUCUGCUCAGAAGCUGCCAGGACUCACCCAGUUGGAAUUCCAGGCAGGCCAAGGCUCGGGAAGCCUAGAGCCUCGUAAAAAACCGGUAGGCGUGAAUGUGCCGGGCCUUUACCAGCCUUCCUCUCCUUUUGCACCCCUCAGUCCAGCGGGUUUUUUUCCUUUUGCCUCAAUUGGCCCCUGCAGGGGGAAGGGCAGAAAGCUGGGCCCUCUGCUCUGGAAAGUCAGCCUGAGGUUUCUGGCAAGGUAACCCUUAAAAUCGACACUUCUCGGCCCUGCCUCCCCUUUGGCCUUCCCAGAAUCUCCUUCAAUAGUUGCUCUCGUACCCGUGCCGGGACAUCUUCCUCCAUGACUUGGACUGGCACCUCCUUGACAAUCCCUGUUGGCAUCAGACUGGCUAAAGAUGAUGCUGUUUUCUAAAGAAUUUGAAUUUUUUUUUUUUUCUUGAGACCGGGUCUCGCUCUGUUGCCCAGGCUGGAAUGCAGUGGCACAAUCACAGCUCACUGCAGCCCCCAACUCCUGGACCCAAGCGAUCCUCCCACCUCCACCUCCUGAGUAGCCUAGAUGACAGGCGCACACCACCACGCCUGGCUGAUUUUUUAAAUCUAUUUUUUGUAGAAACAGGAUCUUACUAUAUUGCCCAAGCUGGUCUCAAGCUCCCGGUCUUAAGCGAUUCUCCCGCCUCAGCCUCCCAAAGUGCUGGGAUUACAGGCAUGAGCCACAACGCCCAGCUGAAUUUGAGCUUUUUAAUAAUCUCAUUCCACAUAGCCUUAUAGCUCCUGUAAAUAGGGGGUCACAAAAGUAAUAUAUUGUGUUAUGGAAGAUAUUUUGUACUGUGCUGUUUCCUAAAUCAUACCAAUAUCCGAAGGUCACACACUUUCCAGAUGAUCGUGAUCGUUAAAAUGCUUUGUAAGAUGGGGCAGGGCGUGGAAACACACACACACACACACGUAUAGUAUAUAUUUUCCUAACCUUUCUUCUGGGUCCUUCCUCAGAUAUUUGAGUCACAGUAGAAACGGAACUCGAGUUCUUUGUGUAGGAAAGUUAAGCUUCCUGCCUGCGGUGUUCUUGCAAUUGCCUUAUGAAUUCACAAGCUCCAGGAAUUCUGAACGGAAGGCAGACAAGAGGCACUUUAUCCAAUUCCAGAAAGAAUCUCUAACCAUGCAACUGAGAAUUCAUCUAGAAAAACUUAUAUUUUUAAUGUAAAAAAAAAAAAAUGGGGCAUCCCGGACCUCACAGAGUAUUGGACGUCUACAAGUGCUUUUAUAUUUUGUAACUGUAAAGAGGUUUCAUAGGCACAGAAGAGCAGUUGGAAAUCUGGUCGACUGCAAUAAAACAAGAUGACCUUUGCAUGUACAAAGAUGUUGCAUUCAGACUAUGAAAAUAGCAAAUAAAGCUUUGGUGCAAGUUGCAUUGGA
Sapajus apella (tufted capuchin) is the source of this 11458-nucleotide messenger RNA. Its product is annotated as KIAA1671 ortholog. NCBI's taxonomy places the organism in Eukaryota, Metazoa, Chordata, Mammalia, Primates, Cebidae. The coding region runs from base 520 to 5898 and encodes 1792 amino acids. The transcript has 12 exons. The record is from RefSeq and is a predicted model, not a curated record.